Daphnia pulicaria is the source of this 2829-nucleotide messenger RNA. RefSeq lists its product as uncharacterized. The transcript is spliced from 4 exons. Lineage: Eukaryota; Metazoa; Arthropoda; Branchiopoda; Diplostraca; Daphniidae. The record is from RefSeq and is a predicted model, not a curated record. Bases 483 to 1328 code for a protein of 281 amino acids.
AAAAAAAAAAUUAUUUUAUUGAUAUUAUUAUCAGACGGAAUAUCUCUAAUUUAUGACGUCAUAAAGCUAUGAAAAAAGAAGAAGACAUCUGGUGAGUGAUGAUCAAAAUGAAGUUGCUGGCACUCUGUAUAGCCCCCACACACCAAGUCACCAACACACAAUCACACCCCUAUGAGUCACACACUCAAGUCAACUAGCGUUUGUCUCAAUUUCAUGUUUUUGCUGGAUUUUAGCCAGCAAGAUUUCCAAGUAGAGUUUUGUUGUUUUUCAGUGACCCAGGUCUUAUUUUUUUCCAUUUCUGGUGUGUAAGUUAAAGAAGGAACACCCAGUUACAGUUUCUUUCUGUUGUCAAUAAGGUUUGCCAAUAAUCUUGCCAGCUGAGCACUUGCACUCGGUCGUGCUUUGUCCAGGAUUCUGGUUACGUGGGGUUUGUGCUUGUGCCUGCUAGUUUUUUUUUUUGUUUUUACUUACUUUUGUCUAAUAUGUUAUAUUAUUCAUUGUGGUUUAGACUAAAGAUGGAUGAUUCCUGGGCCUUACCCUUUAAUCCCGAUGGUUUUCAGGAUUUUGUUUUUGAAGUGAAUCCCCAAAAUGGGCAGACGGUCACUGCAGGGGGACUCGAAGAGGAUGGCUUUGACCAAGAGCAACGUGCGAGAAGUGGAAUGUAUGAGGAAACUGGGAGGUCUGUCUCUCAAACGGAGACCAAACACCACACACCUUCCCCAAUUCCUACCUCGUCAGCAGCCGAAUGUCUUCCCGCUGCAAUCAAAUCAGUUGUGCCCGCGGCCGAAACACCACGUGGGCGUCCGAAAAAGGCCGCAAAGUCAGCUUUGGACCUGAAGAUCGACAAAUUGUUGAAUCUACACAAAUCCAUCCGUCAGGGUCGCCGCCGUAAAUUAUCGCUCCCAGGCGACGGGCGUCGUAAUGGAAUGAUGUUAAGUGCCAUACAACGACUGUUGUCAUUGAAAACCGAUCAAGGGAAAAUCCCCCGCGAGGCCAGUGAAUUGGUGGCAGCUGGAGUUGCCGAGAAAGACGUUGGUGCCGUUGAGGUAAUGCUCUGUCUUCCGGAGUCCAAUCUUAAUUCGAAGAUCAGUUUUCCGGCCAAUUUGGCCUCUCUUACUGGGUUAAGAGGACUUCUGCUAAGUCUAGAGGGCGAGGAGUCUGUCGAAGUGAAAAAAGAAAACGGAAUCUCUGAGACGGAAGUGAACUGCUUGGGAGAUCCAGUUGAGGAUCAAAAGCUGCUGUUUGUACUUAACAAGUGCUUUCGAUCAUGGGCCAGACCGUAUUUUGAUAUCGAGGCUCCUGUUGAUGAGAAGAAGAGAAUGGACUAAGUCUGGUCAAAUCCCGCUAAGGACGCGAGACACGCGACUCGUAUUUCGAUUAAAUUUUCGUAUGUAUUUACGUCUGUAUAUAUUGUUUUCAAAAUUCUUGAAACUGAUAACCGUUAUCAUAAUUUUAGAAACCCUUGUCUAGUACAUGGUCAAAAUUUAUUUCUUAAACAUCAAAAUUUAUUUGUUUACAUUCAAGUUAAAAAUUACCUUAUUAGCUACUUUAAUACUUCACUUAUACAAAGUUCUUCUUGAAUACUCGAUGAAAUCAUAGGCCUACUAAACUCAUUUUUACCCGCGCAUUAUUUUCAGUGGAACUCUGGAUGGUAACGUUACUGUACGACGGAAUAAAUUAGUUUUUAUUAUUUUUCAAAUCAGACACUAGAACGGCAUAAUUUCAGGGUCGACCCCAGAAUUUAUUUUGGCCAUUUUGUUGAAGUUACAACAAACCGGAAUAACUAGAACUAAAAAAUUCGGACACUAGAAAGCGAUCAUUUCUUUCUAGACCCCACAUUAAAAGUAAUUUGGUCAAAGCGGACAGUAGCUGUUUUAGCCGUCAGAAUGGAAAGCACAUAGAACUUUGAAAUCCUUAAACGUUAAUACGUGUUCAUGGCCGACCCUAGAACGAAAAAAUUUACUAUUUCUGGACGGCUAUUGAGUACACAUUUGUUAACCGUUAGUGGACUGUUGAGUCGGAAGUUUUGAAAGUUUUAAUGAUCGACCUUGCUAUUCAACGUAUAACAGGCUCACUCUGUCCGCUAGUCGAUGGAUUCCGGCACCUUCCAGCAAACUUCGUCGACGUUUGGACUCAACAGCAAGGGCCACGCCAUUCCGUCCAUGGGCGACAUUUAAAAGUACGCGCAGAGCAACCUCAAAAUCCACAAGAAGUUCAGCGAGAAUUUUUCGAUCCGUAAUAUACGGUUGGUUCAAGAAUCCGAUACGAUUCCAUCCGCAAGCCUAUGCUUCCGCUGGAAGGCAAGACGCUGAAGAGGGAGACCUGCGAUUUUUUCAUGUGAUUGCAUAUUUACACGGGUGAUUGCAAGUGCAAGCCGGGCCUGACGUACGACUCUAUUACUCUGCAACUAAUUGCAAUCACGCCUAGAAGAAUAAUAAGCCGGUCAUGUAAUUGCAUAUCUGCUGUCAGACGACAGAGAAUCUUCGCUUGAUUCGUUAAAAUUAUGCGCAAGAUUGCAUGCUUCAUGGUAUGAAUUUGAAAUCUGAAUCGAUAUGCACUUUGCCGAGAUUUAGAACUUAAUUUAAAGUUUGGGGAAUUUCCUUCUGUAGUUGCAUACAUGAUAUGAUAUGUAUAAAUGGAUGAUUCGGUGCAAUAACUCACACAUCUCGCCCAGGAAAUGAACUUUCCGUCAUUUUGCCUUUCUUUUGAAAAUCUUGUCGUCAAUGUCAAUGAGAUUCAUCACAUUUGAGUCCAACUUAAUUAAUUGGUGAUAACUCGGUUGGAUACAGAGAUUUCCCAUAUCGCUGAAGCUGAACAUUAUAUCUUAUA